Molecule: messenger RNA, 450 nt
Organism: Rotaria socialis
Lineage: Eukaryota; Metazoa; Rotifera; Eurotatoria; Philodinida; Philodinidae
Source: the annotation of a GenBank genome assembly
AUGGCAGCACGAACUGAUAUCGAUACGAUGAAUGCAUCGCACUUACAACAUAAACUAACCAAACAAUCAACACGACUGAAGGAUUGUGCAACACCUAUUCGUAUUAAUAUUCGUCGCAGUGAAACAACGUUAUCGCCCAAUGAUGAAAAUGAAUGCCGUCAAAUGUAUGAAAAACUACAACGGUUGCAACCAAACGGUGUUUGCGUAGAUAUUAAUACGUUAAGGCGUGCACUUUAUCCGCCUGUUUCACUUAAAAAAGACACCAACGAACCACUGUUAACAUUUAAAACUUAUCGUAAACGCGCUGAUGAAAUACCACGUCUGCCAACAUACGUACAAACAAAAAAGACAAAAUUAAAUAAAAUAGAACGUAUAAGUCUGGACGGCAUUGUUAAUCAAGUCAAAAAACAUGCAGCAAUCAAUUAUAGUUAUUAUACACGAACUAAAUAA